CGCCAGUCGCCGUCCGUCCAUCCGUCGCCAUCGCCGGACGUGUUCAACGCGACGGCAACCAUCGUCGUCCUGGCUCACCUCGACUGGUGGCUCCCAGGACAUGGGCUAAUUCGACGCAUUCUCCCGGAGUCAGAGAUUCCUGGGUGAUUUCCCAGUACAGUACAGGGCGCUAAUCCAAUUAUUGAUGGGAGGGAGUCCCGUCUCUAUAUACGCGCGCCGUCCCUGCCUUUCUCAGCUUUCGCCCAGGACAAAUCGCCCGCUGGCUGGUGGUUGCUUGUAGGCAGCCUCUCUGAUCCCUGGUCUCUCGGAAGGUUCCCGCAUGGUGACCGCGGCCGGCUCCGCCUGCAGCAUGUUCAGCUUCGCAUUGGCCCCCUCGUCGUCCCGCCGCCGCGCGUCCUGCCGCCACCGACCGUGACCCGCCCGCCCGCGCGUCACCAGCUGGUCUCGUCGCCUCGACCGCUCGGAGCUGUUCAGGAGACCGGUGCUAGCGGCACGCGCGACGAACGAACGAUGCCUCCUCUGGCGCCGCCGCACGGCGAGAGGGGCGGCAGGCAGCGGCAGGAAACGGCGGCGGCUACGGGGCCAAGCGCGGCGGCUCGGCAGCGGUCGGCGUCGUUCCACGGCCGCGGCGUGGAGCAGCGGCACCAGCUGCAGAAGCAGCGGCCCAAGACGCUGCCAGACCUGCUCGCUGGGGUGAGGAGGGCGAGCUUCCGCUCCGGGUCCCCGCCCCCGCGCGCCGGCGGCGAGACGGGGAGGAGGACGCCGAGCAAGGUGCUGGUGAGCGUGGCCGUGCAGCGCAGCUUGUGGCCGCUGCACGUCAUGGCGUCCGCCGAGUGGACCGUGGCCGACCUCGUGGCGGCCGCCGUGGCGCUCUACGUCAAGGAAGGCCGCCGGCCGCUGCUGCCGUCCGCCGACCCGGCCGCCUUCGGACUCCACUACUCCCAGUUCAGCUUGGAGAGUCUGGACCCAAAGGCGAAGGUUAUGGAACUGGGCUCCAGGAGCUUCUUCCUGUGCCCCAAAUCUUCAGCUGCCGGUCAGGCUGCUUCAUCGUCGUCCUCUAAUGGAGCCAGCAAGGUCAGCACAGUGGCGUCAGGGAACGCACCAGCUUUGCUGAGCUAUAUGCAAUUCUGGCCGAUGAUGUAAUCAGCUAGCACCCCCAGCACCAGCUUCCAUCCAUAGUAAGAAAGCGUCUAGUGUCCUGUAUUUUCAGGAAUCAGGUCCAAAAGAAUCUCCCAACUUUUGCACUUGUGAGACAGGUGGCUACAAGAACAUUGUAAAUGUGUAAUGUAUAAAGUUCAGAGGAUGAGACUAUAGUGAGUAAGGUGCAUGUGCGAUUGUGCCAAAAGCCUGUGCCUCAUGUUACACCCCACAUUCAGAAACAUAUCAAUUUUUUUGUGUAAUUAGAACAGUUAUUAUAGUGGCAAAAAAUGCUGUUGUUAUCUUAUGUAAAUUAACUAUUGUAUGUACAUCA
This is a messenger RNA of Panicum hallii, 1471 nucleotides long. RefSeq lists its product as uncharacterized. The record is from RefSeq and is a predicted model, not a curated record. The coding region runs from base 511 to 1143 and encodes 210 amino acids. NCBI's taxonomy places the organism in Eukaryota, Viridiplantae, Streptophyta, Magnoliopsida, Poales, Poaceae. The transcript is spliced from 2 exons.